UAGUCAAAGCGUAGUAUAAAGAUCCGUGAAAAAUGUCAAUGCGGUUAUGACAGUUUUCAAAUAAGUAAUCGAAUACAUAUAAGGCGUUGAAAACCUGUGUGUCGUAUGCGCGUGGCGCGGUGGUCACAGAAAAUUAUCACAUUCGAAAACUCAACGGGACAAAAUUUGAUGAGACAAUGGUGCUGAACGAUCGCGCAGAUCCGGAAAAAGUCGGAUGCGGCUUUAACGGUUUCAAAGAAAUAGAUGAAGUGACAGCUCUGAUAGCGGAACUGAAGAAACCGGAUUUGUCACCGAGUUUAGUCGAGAGAAACAGGGAUCGUUUUAAUUUCAUCUUGUCCCAAUAUCAGGAUCAACAUCAACUCUUAGAUCCUUAUCUUGAGAGAAUACUCGAGUCUUUAUUGUCGAUCAUCAAAGAUGACAAUUGCGCGGAAACUAUCAAGCACAACGCGUUUAAAUAUUUAUUUAUAAUCAUGUCUGUGAAGACGUACAAGAAGAUAGUCACGUAUCUUCCGCACGAGGUGAUAGAUCUCUUACCCGUGCUCCGAAUGCUCGAAAAGCAAGAUCCGACAGAUGUUGAAACGUGGGAAACCAGAUAUGUUCUUCUUGUAUGGUUGUCCAUUAUUUCAAAAAUACCAUUUCCUCUAUCUCGACUGGAGACAUCUGAGAAUAUAGAUUUAGAACAAACUAUUGUUGUCAGGAUCUUAAAAGUGUGCAAACAAUAUUGUCUUUUGAAAGAUGCGUGCGCUGUGGCAGCUGUAUUUUUAAUAGCAAACUUUUUAACAAGAUCAGAUGUCAAGAGAUUAUAUCUAGAAGAAAUGAUUAUGUGGUGCUUAAAGUGCAUAGAGGAUGAUCCUUACAGACACGGGCCUCUGGCUGUAAUAGCUUCAAUAUUGAAACACAGUGCCAGGGAAGAUGUCAAGCCGUAUAGUCAAAUGCUUCUUGACAAUAUAUUGAAACUUCGAUUGAGUGACAAUCCGGCAGAUCUCAUUAGGAAAUUUGGAAUAAAAGUUGUUCAACGCAUAGGUCUGGUGUUACUGAGAACAAAAUUAGCAUCGUGGCGUUAUCAAAAAAUAAGUCGGCCAAUAAACAUCAUGCUUAAUGUAAAAACAGACAAUGCCGAGACCAUUGAAACUUUUUCCGAUCUUAAGAAACCUAUUUCGAAUGACAACGAAGAUCAGGAGAUUCCGCCAGCUAUUGAGGAUAUAAUAGAACAACUCAUAGAAAGUCUUCGAGAUAAAGCAAUUACCAUCAGAUGGUCUGCUGCGAAAGGUAUUGGCAGAAUAACAGCCAGACUGCCAAUGGAUUUGGCUGACGACGUUCUGGGAUUUGUGCUAAACUUGUUUUCUAGACGCGAGUCGGAUUCGGCCUGGCACGGUGGUUGCUUAGCCCUCGCUGAACUCGGAAGACGUGGCCUAUUGUUACCUCAUAGUCUGAAUGACGUAAUCCCCGUGGUUUUGCAAGCGUUGGUCUUCGACGAACCCAGAGCUUACGGAUCGAUCGGUUAUCUGAUCAGAGACGCCGCUUGUUACAUAUGCUGGUCAUUUCCAAGAGCUUACGAUCCGCAUGUUUUCGAACCUUACGUUAAAGAAAUCGCGGCAAUGUUGUUGGUCGUGACCUGUUUUGACAGAGAAAUAAAUUGUAGAAGAGCAGCGUCCGCCGCGUUUCAAGAAAACGUCGGAAGACAAGGCAAUUUUCCGCACGGCAUUGACAUACUAACCCUCGCUGAUUAUUUUGAAGUUGGAGUGAGAAAUCACACGUAUCUCAAAAUCAGUGUACAAAUUGCGCAAUAUGAGGAAUACAGAAAUCCCUUGAUAGACCACCUGGUCGCGAAGAAGGUCACGCAUUGGGACACCGCGAUCAGAGAACUUUCGGCCAAGUCGCUUUUCAAUCUGACGGUGACCGAUCCGAAUUACAUGAUAAACACGGUACUACCUAUGUUGUUAGACAUGCUGAAUUCGAUCGAUUUAAAUGUUAGACAUGGCGCGGUGCUAGCCACCGCGGAAAUUCUCGAAGCUCUGUACAACCAUCUUAACGACAAAAUCGAGAAUAUCAUCGGUGUUACGGCUGUGGCCGACAUACAGGAUCUAAUACGUACGUUCAGAAGCAGAGGACUGUUUAAAGGACUCGGAGGGGAGUUGAUGAAACAGGCUUGUGCCGUGUUGAUAAAAAAAUGUUCCAUCGUUCACUUUCCCAUUCAUUUCUCGGACGUUGUAGACGACUGGCAAAAGUUGUUGGAGGAGUGCUUGAGUCACGAGGUGUCCGCAGUUAAAUUAAAAGCAGCCGAGGCGCAUAAGAAUUUUUUUAUGGAGUAUUACGUGGAUGUUGACUGCGAUACUCGAUAUGCCAUUGUGAAUCGUUAUUUAGAAUCUUUGCAGUCGAGCAAUCAACUCAUUCGAAUAGGAUUUGCGCAAGCAAUAGGUUAUUUUCCAUUAUUUGUAAUUCGUGAAAGAGUGGAUGACUUUAUAACGGCGUUGAUCUCGUGCACUCGCAUAAACGAGAGUACGUUAAAGUGGGCGGAAAGUAGGAAGGAAGCUUUGCAUUCAUUAGUAAUGAUAUUGCAGACAUUGGGAAUCGACGAGGCAGACAAGUGGCGAAUAUUCGUGCCACACCUGUACGAUUGUUAUCUAAUGGCUCUUGAAGAAUACACAAUAGACAGUCGCGGUGAUAUAGGCGCUUGGGUGAGAGAAGCGGCCAUAACUGGAUUACAUGUAUUGACAAAUUUAGUGUCCCAAGCAAACUUGUCCGACAUGUUGACCGAAGAAUUAAUGAGCAAUGUCAUUGGCGGUAUCGCGCGGCAAGCUGUCGAAAGGAUAGAUGGAAUUCGAGCUCAAGCCGGUAUUGUUUUUAGUGCUCUUAUACACAGCGACCCACCGCUUCCAAAUAUUCCAUAUAUCGAUGAGUUGAAAACUAUAUUUCCUUACAACGAAUGCAAGGAGACUAUCGAAUGGAGAAUGGAAUCCGCAACGUUUCCGCGGUUCAUCAAGAUGUUGGAUCUUCCAUUGUAUAAUUCCCACGUGUUAACCGGGAUUAUAUUCAGCGUUGGUGGCUUGAGCGAAUCAUUGGUAAAACACUCCAGCGUUUCCUUGUUUACUUAUUUACAAGAAAUCGACAUAGAAAAUUCCAAAAAUACAUAUAGGACUCUGAUAUUGUCUAUGAUCUUAGAUAUAUUCGAGAAAAAUCACAAAAAUGAAAGGAUGAUAACGUCGAUGCUGGCAUUCUUGGAUCGUUUAUUGAGUUCAGGUUGCGUUCAGUCCGUCUUGGACAAUGAUGAUGUGUUUGCGGAGGAUAUGUUGAGAUUAUUGAAGCGCGAAAUAAAAUGUUCUAAUAAUAUGAAACUGCUUAUCAGCAGUAUAAAUGUUUUUUGCCAGUUAUUGCAGGUGCGAGGUCCUGUUGCGAAGAAAGCGUUUUGUCAGUUGAGUAUAUUUCUAUGUCACAAAUAUACAAGUUUGAGAAAAACAACCGCCGUGCGCACUUACGAGGCGUUAACUCUUUACGGAGAAGAGAUGGAUAUAACGGAGGAGGAUUUGGCAAAUAUACUUACAAAAUUAAAUGAGACAGAUUGGGAACGACCAAUCGCAGAUCUACGUCCUGUUAGAAAUCAUUUGUGCGACCUAAUGAAAGUACCUGCGCCAGUUUUACAAGUAAAACCAACGAAGUGAAAACAAAAAAAAA
Pseudomyrmex gracilis is the source of this 3672-nucleotide messenger RNA. It is a transcript of the gene TBCD, whose product is annotated as tubulin-specific chaperone D. The coding region runs from base 177 to 3659 and encodes 1160 amino acids. Gene Ontology annotation, cellular component: lateral plasma membrane. The record is from RefSeq and is a predicted model, not a curated record. Lineage: Eukaryota; Metazoa; Arthropoda; Insecta; Hymenoptera; Formicidae. Gene Ontology annotation, molecular function: GTPase activator activity; beta-tubulin binding. The transcript is spliced from 17 exons. Gene Ontology annotation, biological process: adherens junction assembly; tubulin complex assembly; bicellular tight junction assembly.